UAUUUACAAAUUUUCAAUUUGAUUGAUUUUGCCCAUUAUAUAUAUAUAUAUAUAAAGCUAUUUUCGACGAUUUCCCAUCAAAAUCCCUAACCUCCGCGCGCCGCCGCCCUGCCCUUUUCUCUUCUCUCUUCUCUCAUUCUUCUUCUCAACAAGACUCCUUCUUCUUAGAUCUCCAUCCUCAGUCUCUUCUCACGGAUUUUCCGCAACAUGCCUAUCCACCUCUUCUGAGAUUGUAUCAUCUCCGAAAUCUGCUUCGUUGCCUUCUAAUGCUGUUCAGCUCAAUAACAAAGGGAAGGCUGCAAUUGAUUUACUUGCGAAUCAUGGAUUCUCUGAAUCACAAAUCUCUUACCUUGCCAACAGCCUUUAAUUACCUUCAAGCCGUGCUUGGAAGUGAGGAGAAGACUCUGGCUACCAUAAAACAUUCUGUGAGUAUUCUCUCUAAGGAUCUUCGAAUUUGUCUUGGUCCCAAUAUUGAAAUUCUGAAACAAAUUGGAGUGCCGGAUUCAAAUAUUUUAAAAUAUCUUCAGUACCAGCCUAGAGUGUUCUUGACAAAUUCCAUCCAAUUCAAGGAGACUGUAGAGAGAGUUAAGGAAAUUGGAUUCAACACUCAACAAUUGCAUUUUGUUGAUGCUGUUUUUUGUCUGCGAUCAAUGACCAAAUCUACAUGGGAUAAGAAGGUUGAAGUUUAUAGGAAAUGGGGAUUAUCUGAAGAAGAGAUCCGUGUAGCUUUUAGAAAGCAUCCACGGUGUAUGACAUUUUCUGUGGAUAAGAUUAAUAAUGCAAUGGAUUUUCUUGUCAAUAAAAUGGAAUACGAAUCAUCUUUCCUUGCUGAAAGACCAAUUUUACUUCAACUUAGUUUGAAGAAGAGGCUUUUGCCUAGAGGCCAUGUUUAUGAAGUUUUGCUGUCAAAGGGUUUGAUUAAAAAGCACCAGAAUCUUCCUUUCAUGUUGAAGUCUCCUGAAAAGCAUUUCAUAGAAAAAAUCAUCAACCCUCAUAAGGAGCAGAUUCCUGGAUUGUUGGAGUUGUAUGAGAAGAAGUUAAUAGAUUCUAGUAGAUGAACAGGUUCGAUCUCCUUGAAAUUUUAAUAACUAAACUGUCUUGUUAGUUGAUAUGUGUAGUAGAUUGAGUUGGUAUCCCUAUUUUUGUCCAUUCUUGGUUUGCAUCUCCUUUACGGCUUCUGCAUUCGUAUUGUGUUAACGUAAAUAUAAUUUUUUUGAGAUCACAUCCUUGUUUAUUUUAUGCUUA
Messenger RNA from Cucumis sativus (cucumber), 1245 nucleotides. RefSeq lists its product as uncharacterized. Gene Ontology annotation, cellular component: chloroplast. Bases 267 to 1058 code for a protein of 263 amino acids. Gene Ontology annotation, biological process: regulation of DNA-templated transcription; chloroplast organization. The transcript is spliced from 3 exons. Gene Ontology annotation, molecular function: double-stranded DNA binding. The record is from RefSeq and is a predicted model, not a curated record. NCBI's taxonomy places the organism in Eukaryota, Viridiplantae, Streptophyta, Magnoliopsida, Cucurbitales, Cucurbitaceae.